Molecule: messenger RNA, 831 nt
Organism: Penicillium bovifimosum
Lineage: Eukaryota; Fungi; Ascomycota; Eurotiomycetes; Eurotiales; Aspergillaceae
Gene: tpcB
Product: metallo-beta-lactamase type thioesterase tpcB
Exons: 3
Coding region: 1-831 (276 amino acids)
Biological process (GO): secondary metabolite biosynthetic process
Source: RefSeq, a predicted model, not a curated record
AUGCAGGCCUUAGAGUCAAAGGCUACAACACCUACAAUUGGACAUGAGUUCACCCUACAAGGAACAAACAUCUAUAUUGUAGGGACAGGCUCCCACCGACUGAUCAUCGACACGGCUCAGAGGAUCCCAGAAUGGGCGGAUAUCAUUGCAUCGACCUUGAUCGAUAACUCCAUCUCUCUGUCCCAUGUUUUCCUCACACACUGGCACGUUGACCAUGCGGGUGGUGUUCCCGACCUCCAUCGCCUUUACCCAGAGCUGCCGCAGUCUACAUACAAGAACACGCCUGGACGAAACCAACAACCUAUUGAAGACGGCCAGCGAUUCAGAGUAGAAGGCGCCACUAUCCGAGUGGUUCAUGCGCAAGGACACUCUCAUGAUCAUGUGUGCUUUGUACUCGAAGAGGAAAAUGCCAUGUUCACGGGAGACAAUAUUCUGGGCCAUGGGAGCAGUGCCGUAGAGGAACUCGGCGUGUACAUGGCAUCCUUGAACAAAUUGCAGGCCCAGAGAUGUACCACUGGCUACCCCGCUCAUGGUAUUGUCAUCACCGAUCUCCCGGGCAAGAUUACAGUGGGGCUGGCGCAGAAGAAAAGACGGGACGCCCAGGUCUUACAGACGCUGACCGAAAUCCGACGAGAAUACGGACGAAAGACGGCCAGUGUGACGGUUAAAGGGCUUGUCACUACCAUGUACGGGGAGGGUAUUGCCGAUGAGGUAAAGCAGCAGGCACUGGAGCCAUUCAUGGAUGAAGUUCUGAGAAACUUGGCCGAGGAUGGCCGGGUAGCUUUUGAGUUUCGAGGCGGCGAGAAGCAAUGGUUUGCGCUUGGUAUUUAG